GCGGGCGCGGAGAGUCGGGCGAGGCGGCGGCUGCGCGCGCUGAAGGGCGUCCGUCUGCUGCAGGUCCCGGGAGCGGUCUCAGCUGCUGCGGCCGAGUCGAGUUUCCAGCGGAGUGAGGAAAGCCCGCGAGGAACCCAAGAUGCCGAAGCCAAUCAACGUCCGAGUUACCACCAUGGAUGCGGAGCUGGAGUUCGCCAUCCAGCCAAAUACAACAGGAAAACAGCUUUUUGAUCAGGUGGUGAAGACCAUCGGCCUUAGGGAAGUGUGGUACUUUGGCCUCCAGUAUGUGGAUAAUAAAGGAUUUCCUACCUGGCUGAAACUUGAUAAAAAGGUGUCAGCACAGGAGGUCAGAAAGGAGAAUCCUCUCCAGUUUAAGUUCCGGGCCAAGUUCUACCCUGAAGAUGUGUCUGAGGAGCUCAUCCAGGACAUCACGCAGAAGCUUUUCUUCCUCCAAGUGAAGGAGGGAAUUCUCAGCGAUGAGAUUUACUGCCCUCCUGAGACGGCAGUGCUCCUGGGCUCGUAUGCAGUGCAGGCCAAGUUUGGAGACUAUAAUAAGGAAACGCAUAAGUCUGGGUACCUCAGCUCUGAGCGGCUGAUCCCACAAAGAGUCAUGGACCAGCACAAGCUCACCAGGGACCAGUGGGAGGACCGGAUCCAGGUGUGGCAUGCGGAGCAUCGCGGGAUGCUCAAAGACAGCGCCAUGUUGGAGUAUCUGAAGAUUGCUCAGGACCUGGAAAUGUACGGAAUCAACUAUUUUGAGAUAAAAAAUAAGAAAGGAACAGACCUCUGGCUCGGGGUUGAUGCCCUUGGACUAAACAUUUAUGAGAAAGACGAUAAGUUGACCCCAAAGAUUGGCUUUCCAUGGAGUGAAAUCAGGAACAUCUCUUUCAAUGACAAAAAGUUUGUCAUUAAGCCCAUCGACAAGAAGGCACCCGACUUCGUGUUCUAUGCCCCCCGCCUUCGAAUUAACAAGCGGAUCCUGCAGCUCUGCAUGGGGAAUCACGAGCUGUACAUGCGCCGCAGGAAGCCCGACACCAUUGAGGUACAGCAGAUGAAGGCCCAGGCCCGGGAGGAGAAGCACCAGAAGCAGCUGGAGCGGCAGCAGCUGGAAACUGAGAAGAAGAGGCGAGAAACCGUGGAGAGAGAGAAGGAGCAGAUGAUGCGGGAGAAGGAGGAGCUGAUGCUCAGGCUGCAGGACUAUGAGGAGAAAACCAAGAAAGCAGAGAAAGAACUGUCAGACCAGAUUCAGAGAGCCCUGCAGCUAGAGGAGGAGAGGAAGCGUGCCCAGGAGGAGGCAGAGCGUCUGGAGGCUGACCGCGUGGCCGCCCUGAGGGCCAAGGAGGAGCUGGAGAGGCAGGCAGCAGAUCAGAUAAAGAGCCAGGAGCAGCUGGCCGCAGAACUAGCAGAGUACACAGCGAAGAUCGCCCUCUUGGAGGAGGCGCGGCGGCGCAAGGAGGACGAGGUCGAGGAGUGGCAGCACCGGGCCAAGGAAGCCCAGGAUGACCUGGUAAAGACCAAGGAGGAGCUGCACCUGGUGAUGACUGCCCCUCCACCCCCACCGCCCCCCGUCUAUGAGCCAGUGAGCUACCACGUGCAGGAUAACCUGCAGGAGGAGGGCACGGAGUACACGGGCUACAGCGCUGAGCUGUCCAGCGAGGGCAUCAUGGAUGACCGCAACGAGGAGAAGCGGAUCACCGAGGCUGAGAAGAAUGAGCGGGUGCAACGGCAGCUGAUGACCCUGACCAGUGAGCUGUCCCAGGCCAGAGAUGAGAACAAGAGGACCCACAAUGACAUCAUCCACAAUGAGAAUAUGAGGCAAGGUCGGGACAAGUACAAGACGCUGCGGCAGAUCCGUCAGGGCAACACCAAGCAGCGGAUUGAUGAGUUCGAGGCCCUGUAAGGCCAGGGUGCAGGGGCUCGCUGUCAGGCUCUGGAGCCGGUGUGGGUAGUUUUGUAAAUCUAGGGAACCCCCCCCCUCCUCCCCCGUCGUGUUCCAGGUCCUUUAACAAGACAGUAGUUGUUUCAGUGGGAAUGUUCUGGCGCUGGGAUCGAUGGGCGCUUCCAUGGUUUCUUUUUCCCAAUUGUAUCAUAGUGCCAAACAGGCCUGAUUUUAUUAUCACUUGUCAAUCACUUCCUGUUCUGUGCUUGCAGCAGGAUGGACUGAAGUAGGGAAGAUGCUGUCAAGUCUGAGUUAACAAACCCCAUGCUGACAUGUGCGACGCGAGAUAUGCAGUGUGUUUAAACCACACCAUGGCUUAGACUCCGUGCCAUAUUACUUUGUUUGGAAUUGGCUCAAAUUGAUUUUUUUGAUUUCUAGGAAGAAUUCCUUUGUAUAUUUGUUUUUUGAGAGGUGAAAAUUUUGAAAACAGACUAAAGCACUCACACACAUGCACACGCGGUGAUUUUUCUUGUGUUCCUUUGUACACAGAGGACACUUCAGCCUUGGACAAACUUGUUGGCUUUUUGGGUUUUUUGUUCAUUUGCUUAACAGUUAGAGGGCUACAUUGUUGGACUCACACCUAAUUAAUGAUCAGCUGUAGAGGAUAGUAUUUAUAUAUGUGACAAUAUGGGUUUGUAACAUUAGUUUAAAAAAGGGAAAGUUUCAUUCUGUAUAUUUUGUUACCUUUUACAGAAUAAAAGAAUUACAUAUUAAAAACCAUGUAACCAUGGCACUUGAUCUGAUGUGACCUGAAGUGGUAAUGAGGGGGAUUAACUGCUGUAAUCACAUCUGUAAAAAUGACUUGUCUUUGAGUGUUCUGUGUGCAUGUAAUUGUGCACAUUUCAGUUUCCUAUCUGAGCUUAUUUGCAAAAUAUACACAUGCUGUGUGGAUAAUUCAGACUCCAGCUAUGAAGGGACUCUUCCAACCUGGUGUUGUCUCCACAAGAAGAACCCAUUCUGACCUAGCCAGUUGUCUCCCUCAUCCCUGCGAACCUGCUGAAACAUCAGCUCUCGCUCACUUUUCAUGCUCGGCUGUGUCCUCUUCCUUUUUGGGUAAGAGCUGUGUUCAGAUGAACCCCACACCACAGAUUUGAGAAAUAAAAGAUGUGCAAGGCAA
Molecule: messenger RNA, 3056 nt
Organism: Canis lupus familiaris (dog)
Lineage: Eukaryota; Metazoa; Chordata; Mammalia; Carnivora; Canidae
Gene: EZR
Product: ezrin
Biological process (GO): regulation of cell shape; positive regulation of protein localization to early endosome; positive regulation of early endosome to late endosome transport
Cellular component (GO): microvillus; filopodium; adherens junction
Molecular function (GO): cell adhesion molecule binding; actin binding
Source: RefSeq, marked validated